AUGUUGAGACGCUCACUGGUGGAUUUUUUGUGUCCUGCGUUAUCCCGGUAUGCCAUAUGGUCCCAACAAAAGCCACAAUGUGCAAACAUUCAUAUGUCCUCAACCAAUCAGGACUGGAUUCGCCGCAAUACACCGCGUAAACCAGUCUUGUAUAAAAUCCCAAAAGUUUACACUUUGCUUGAGGAGGAAAUGAUUGAUACUGUUCUUCCGAAACCAGAAGUUCCUGUAGACGAAAAACUUGUGCAAAGUGUAAUUAAUUCAGUCAAUUCCUCCAUCACUGAAAACCGUUCGCGUUAUUUUGCCGUGGUGCAUCUUGCUGGCAAACAGUUCAAAGUUACAACGGACGAUUUAAUCAUGGUGAAAACCCCGCUGUUUGGUACGGAAGUUGGCGAUCGCAUCCGUCUGGAGAAGGUUCUUCUCCUUGGAUCAAAUGAAUUCACUCUUAUUGGGCGUCCUUUGUUGAGUAAUCAGCAGGUCUACGUUGAGGCACAGGUGGUCGAAAAAACAUUGGAGCAUCCGAAACUCUGGUUCCAGUUCCAUCGUCGACGACGUCACAGGCGAAUGCGAGGUUCGCUCGGUUAAUGGUCUCUCUAAUUACUUAUCAUUUAGUGUUUCAGGAUAAUGUAGUCGUUCUUCGGAUAACGGACAUUCGUGCCAAUAAUUUAAAGGAGGACACAUAGUGGCAAGUUGCUAUGGUAGUGUCAUCUGUACCAUAUUCCCAAUUUAUUAUGAUACCUAUUACUAAUAUACUUUACCCUCAAG
Opisthorchis viverrini is the source of this 762-nucleotide messenger RNA. RefSeq lists its product as hypothetical. The transcript is spliced from 3 exons. Gene Ontology annotation, cellular component: mitochondrial large ribosomal subunit; ribosome. Gene Ontology annotation, molecular function: structural constituent of ribosome. The record is from RefSeq and is a predicted model, not a curated record. The coding region runs from base 1 to 582 and encodes 193 amino acids. NCBI's taxonomy places the organism in Eukaryota, Metazoa, Platyhelminthes, Trematoda, Opisthorchiida, Opisthorchiidae.